This is a messenger RNA of Prunus mume (Japanese apricot), 1726 nucleotides long. It is a transcript of the gene MAKR1, whose product is annotated as membrane-associated kinase regulator. Lineage: Eukaryota; Viridiplantae; Streptophyta; Magnoliopsida; Rosales; Rosaceae. The record is from RefSeq and is a predicted model, not a curated record. Gene Ontology annotation, molecular function: kinase inhibitor activity. Gene Ontology annotation, cellular component: plasma membrane.
UCUACCGUGUCUCUCUCUCUCAUCAGACACCACAUCAGUCAGCAAAAAGAAAGAGAGAGAAAAGGCUCAAACUUCAAACCCCCAUCAUCCCAUGUGAGCUGGUAAGAGCCCUUCCAAAACCCAGCCCCAGAUCCACACCACUUUUGACGUACAAAACACGAACCACCACCCAAACUUCACAUCAAAACAAAACCCAUUAAUAUCAUCCCCUCCUCUCAAACUCACAAAAACCAUUAUGUAGCUUCCCUUCUUCUUUUUCUUCCUUUUUUCUUUUUUGGUUCUUGUUUUUGUUUUUGCUUCAAACAAAGAUAAUGGAGAUGAAGAUGAUGAGAAAAGAUGAUGAGAUGAACAUGAUCAAAGUGAAGAAGCAUCAUCAUAUUCAUCAUCCCCACCAAAAAUCCCAAACCCUACCGCCCUCCCCAACCCACUCUUUCUCUUCCUCCUCCUCUUCAGAUUUCGAGUUCACAAUCUCUCUCUCUCCUCGCAAAUCCUCCAACACCCUCUGCCCCGCCGACGAGCUCUUCUACAAAGGCCAGCUCCUCCCCCUCCACCUCUCCCCCCGCCUCUCCAUGGUCCGCACCCUCCACCUGCCCUCCUCCGCGUCAUCGUCUUACAACUGCUCAUCCUCCGAAACUACCACCUCACGUGACUCCACCGCCAGCAGCUCCAAUGAGUCACGUGACUCCACCUCCUCCUUCGCCAGCGACCUCGGCCUCCUCGCAGACCAGUCCUGCGGCUCCUCUCGCCCCAGCUCCGUCGCCGAGGACACCAACGACGAGUCUUACAAGCGCCUCGGCAGCAGCAGCAAGUACGCAGUGCAGCACACCGCCAGCAACAACGAUGCCGUUUCGAGGAAGAAGUACUUCUCCUUGUCGAGAUUCUCGUCCGUGUUCAAGAAGGAGCCGAAAGUACAGAAAGACAACAAUGUUCCAGAUCACCAGCAGCAAAACAACAACAACAUGGUGGGGCCCGGAUCCAAUAAUGCAUCAUCAGCGAAGCCGAAACGUAUGAGUUUGACUGCCAAGGAGGUUUUUAGCAAAUACUUGAAGAAGGUGAAGCCCUUGUAUGAAAAACUCUCCCAAAAACAGCAACAGAAAAUGGGAGGAGUAGGAGGAGGAGGAGGAGGCGGCUUAAGCAUCAUCACGACCACAAAAACCUCAGCAGAAAAAUGCGCCACGAGAAAUAAUAAAGAUUGUGGUGGCAGCAGUCAUGGCUUAGUUUCUCAGUCCUUCUCGGGUAACCUGAGGUACCCAAGAAGGAGGGGCAGCGUUUCGAGCUGCCCUUCUUCCAUGAGGUGCUCCCCAAGCCACUCAGGCGUUCUCUCCCGUACUACCGGGUUAACGGGUUCAGGCUCGGGUUUGGGUACUAGUGGUGGCAACAGUUCAGUGUCGUCGAUGGAGGAGCUUCAGAGCGCAAUUCAAGGUGCAAUUGCUCAUUGCAAGAACUCCUUGGUGGUUCAGAGCAAGAGUGCUGCUACGUGCCAUGGUCAGUGAUGAGAUUUGAGAUCCAACCUAAUUAAUUAAUUUGACUUAUAUUAGAAUUUGAUGAAUGAAUUAAUUAAUUAAAGUUGAUUUCGUCUAGAUAAAUAGAUCUGUACAAGUUUUUUUAUCUCUGCGUCUGUUUUCCAAAUGCCCGAGGUCUCAUGAAAAAGCUGCAUCUGCAUGCAUGACAUGCAUGACAUGCAUGUGAUGGGGAUGGAUAUGAUAUGAUGGUAUUUUGGAAACUA